AUGGAUCCCCCUACACAGUUUUAUGAAACCAACGACUCAGCUAGGCAAAGGUCCUCCACUAACCCAAACAUGAAAACGGAUGGCAAAGAAUCCAACUUGCCCUUCGGAGACAUGCAGUCUCAGUUAGGAAAAAUGGUGUGGGAAGCUGGAUCGAAGCAAGUCCAAGAUACAUUUAAGUCCUAUGGCCGUAUUGACUUGUUUCGUCCAUAUUUUGAUGUGGAGCCUGCUGAAGUUCGGUCUCGUUUAAUAAGAUCGUUCAUCCCGAGAAAACCAUCUCAAAUGGCAUCUGUUCCUGAUUUAUACGGUCCUUCUAUGAUUGUCUUAACUAUGGCAGCGUUACUGUUAUUUAAUAUGAAAACUAGCGGGUAUGUUGUUCCAAACGGAACUCUAAUGGGGACAUCCUUAUUUGUCUGUUUUGGUUCCUGGCUGGGUAUUUCAGGAAUAAUAUAUUUCAUAGGAUUCCUCCUUAACACUGAAAUGACAAUGCUCAAACUCAUCUCCGUCUUUGGUUACUCGUUAACAUCCCAUUGCGUAGUUCUUUUCCUCAGCUCAGUUUUUCAUCCUAGUCAUGACCAUAUUUACUUUUUCCUUCUGGUUCUAUUACUUUGCGCUCCAAGUGCCAUCAGAAUGGGACUGAUAGUUUGUAUGCAAGUACGAGUUCCUCAAUAUCGUAUGAUCUUAGGUGCAGUAGCUUGUUUCUUACAUUUUGUUCUUAUUUUCUACUUACAUUUCGGUUUCCAUGUAAUGCUCGAAGAGUUGGAUCAAAUGAUUGAAGGUGUUGCUUCUGGAAAAGACAUUCCUCAGUAA
Auanema sp. JU1783 is the source of this 807-nucleotide messenger RNA. NCBI's taxonomy places the organism in Eukaryota, Metazoa, Nematoda, Chromadorea, Rhabditida, Rhabditidae. The record is from the annotation of a GenBank genome assembly.